GAUGAAAACUUGCGGGCUAACCGCAUUGCUGGGUGCAAUGGAAUAUUUCGACUUGGAUCGAGGCUUCUCACCCGUCCACACGACCGGACAUAAAUAUCCCAUGAUGCCGCCCUCUUGACGAGUCGGGACGCUGACCUUCUCUUCUUUCCCUCACUCACCACCUCCCUCAAUCUCUCUGGGGCACCUUUCCCUCCCUCUUCAUCAUCUGGGCCAUCAUCGUUCUUCUCUCAAAACCCCCCCAAACGCCCAAAGCCACUACAAUGGCUGACGACAAGGCCACCCACACCCCAGCCGGGGAGCUGGAAACCAAGCACGAGGAUGUGCCCGCGGUGCUUCACGAUGAGGACCUCAUCCAAGAGGCGAAGCACGCCUCGGCCAAGGAGCAGCAGAUGUCCCUGAUGACGGCGAUCAAGCUGUACCCCAAGGCCAUCGGCUGGUCGAUGCUGCUAUCCAGCACGCUCAUCAUGGAGGGCUACGACCUCGCCCUGCUAGGCAGCCUCUACGCGUCCCCCGUCUUCAACCAGAAGUUCGGCGACCUCAACCCGGACACGGGCAAGUACGCCGUCUCGGCCGCCUGGCAGUCGGGCCUGUCCAACGGCGCACGCGCCGGCGAGAUCAUCGGCCUCGUCCUCGCCGGUUGGGCAGCCGACAGAUACGGCUACAAGAUGACCACUAUUGGGUCGCUGGUCCUGAUGAUCGCCUUUGUCUUUGUCCUCUUCUUCGCGCCCAGUGCCCCCGUCCUGGUCGUUGGUGAAAUCCUGUGUGGAAUGCCGUGGGGUGCUUUCCAGAGCGUGACGCCAGCGUAUGCGUCCGAAGUAGCACCAGUUGUUCUCAGGCCCUAUCUCACGACUUUCAUCAACAUGUGCUGGGUUAUUGGUCAAUUCUUCGCUGCAGCUGUGAACCGGAGCUCUGUUACACGGGCAGACCAUUGGGCGUACAGGAUCCCCUUUGGAGUCCAAUGGGUGUGGCCGAUCCCCAUUCUCGCCGGGCUGAUCUUUGCUCCGGAAUCGCCAUGGUGGUAUAUCCGACACGGCGAUAGGGAAUCGGCGAAGAAGUCGCUCCUCCGCUUGACCUCCCGCAACCAGCCAGACUUUGACGCGGACGAGACCAUCGCCAUGAUCGAGCACACGAACGAGCUGGAGAAGCAGAUGAGCGAGGGCAUCCGCUUCCGUGACUGCUUCAAGGGUGUCGACCUGCGCAGGACCGAGAUCGUCGUCGGCAUCUGGCUCGUCCAGACUCUCGGCGGGCAGAAUCUGAUGGGAUACUUCGCCUACUUCCUCACGCAAGCAGGCAUGGACGCAUCCAACUCGUUCUCCCUCUCCAUGGGCCAAUAUGCCCUCGGCAUGGUCGGCACGGCAGGUUCGUGGUUCCUCAUGUCUCGCGUCGGGCGGCGCACGAUCCACUUCAGCGGGCUCUGCGCGCAGUUCACUCUCCUGGUCAUCGUGGGAAGCCUGUCGUUCGCGACGAGCAACGCCUCGGUCUGGGUCAUCGGCGCCAUGCUCAUCGUCUUCACCUUUGUGUACGACUUCACCGUCGGGCCCGUCACCUACAGUCUCGUGUCGGAGCUGUCGUCCACCCGUCUCAAGGCCAAGACCAUCGUGCUCGCCCGCGGCGCCUAUAACGCCAGCAACAUCUUCGUCAACGUCAUGACCAACUACCAGCUCUCCAGCACCGCCUGGAACUGGGGACCCCGGACCGCCUACUUCUGGGCUGGAACGUGCCUGCUGAGCGCCGUCUGGGUCUACUUCAGACUCCCGGAGCCGAAGGGACGCACAUACGCUGAACUGGAUCUUCUCUUCGAGAGCGGGGUGUCGGCCAGGAAGUUUGCGACCACACAAGUCGACCCCUAUUCGCACACUCUUGGGGCUGCGAAGAGGGUGUCGACGGAGAAGGAGCUGGAAUGAAGCACUCGGCUGUAGCAGGACGUAUCGGUACUCGCAGGUAGCAUUAAUCGUAUCGCAAUCCCAUAAUCGUAAAUCAC
Phialemonium atrogriseum is the source of this 1981-nucleotide messenger RNA. RefSeq names its product sugar transporter. Lineage: Eukaryota; Fungi; Ascomycota; Sordariomycetes; Cephalothecales; Cephalothecaceae. Gene Ontology annotation, cellular component: membrane. Gene Ontology annotation, biological process: carbohydrate transport; transmembrane transport. Gene Ontology annotation, molecular function: carbohydrate:proton symporter activity. The record is from RefSeq and is a predicted model, not a curated record. The transcript has 5 exons. Bases 261 to 1904 code for a protein of 547 amino acids.